AUGGCUUCAAAUCAAGAAGUGAACAAUGCAAGAUUUGACCAAGAGGCCGCCCAGUGGGACUCGAACAAGAAGCAUGCCGAAGGCGUCAACAAGGCAUUUGAUGCUAUCAAGCGCUAUGUGCCCGCCUUCUCCGACGGAACCUCAAAAAAUCUCGACGUCUUGGAAAUCGGCUGCGGCACCGGCCUCCUCUCUUUCCAGCUCUCUUCCUACGUCCGUUCUAUAGUUGGUGUAGAUACUUCCGACGGCAUGAUCGACGCCUUCAACGCGAAGACCGCCUCGCUACCGGACCCCGCCAACGCGAAUCUCGCCGCCGUGAACGUCCUCGUGCAGAGUGCGGAUGAUGUCCAUCUGCAAGCCGCAGCCGCCGCACUAGCACAACGCCGGGGCGAGUCCGGAAAAGAUGUGCCGUAUCGCUUUGACCUAGUCGUUUCGCACCUAACACUGCACCAUAUUCCUUCGCUCGGGGAGCUGCUGGCUACCCUGAAGGAUUGCCUAAGACCUGGUGGUAUGCUUGCGUUGACAGAUUACGAGGAUUCUGGCCCCGAGGCAAUUGAAUUUCAUGCUGAGAGUAAGAGGCCUGGUGUAGAGAGGCAUGGGAUAAAGAAGAGUGAGAUUGAGGAUAUCAUUGAUGGGGUUGGUUUUAAUGAGGUUGUUGUUGAGCGAGCGUUUGAGCUGAGGAAGGAGGUGGAGGCCAAGGACGGUGGGUCGAAGCGGGAGAUGGAUUUCCCAUUUCUGAUAUGCUUGGGGAAGAAGUGA
This is a messenger RNA of Didymosphaeria variabile, 756 nucleotides long. RefSeq lists its product as uncharacterized. The record is from RefSeq and is a predicted model, not a curated record. The coding region runs from base 1 to 756 and encodes 251 amino acids. NCBI's taxonomy places the organism in Eukaryota, Fungi, Ascomycota, Dothideomycetes, Pleosporales, Didymosphaeriaceae. The transcript has 2 exons.